Molecule: messenger RNA, 1902 nt
Organism: Alternaria burnsii
Lineage: Eukaryota; Fungi; Ascomycota; Dothideomycetes; Pleosporales; Pleosporaceae
Product: mitochondrial import inner membrane translocase subunit tim10
Exons: 3
Biological process (GO): protein insertion into mitochondrial inner membrane
Cellular component (GO): mitochondrial inner membrane
Source: RefSeq, a predicted model, not a curated record
GCACCAACAAGAUCCGCUAGUGUCAGCAAAGCGUUUAGGUUCGCUGACCUUGCGAUACGUAGCGCAGACGUUGGGAGCGAGAGUGAGGUCUUUUUACGAACGAUACGUAUCGUUCGCGACGAUCUGUUCGAAGUUGAACGAUUAGUGGCUGUUGGUUCGGUGCGGACAAAACUCGCCUAUACGCCCGAGAGACUCCCUUGGAUCAGAAGUGCUAUCGAGAAUACCACUUCUGCUUUGGAGGACAUUGGAAAAUUGGUGGAUUGUGGCGACGUCGGACAACAUCCUCAUGUCUUGGACCAAUCUCAAAGACUCCAGUACAUCCUCAACGACCGCGAACGAUUAGGUGAUCGCAAAAGCGAACUGGUGGCAUGUCAUCAGCAAUUAUCGAACGUUUUAAGCUUCCUCAAUCGGCUAGAGGACUUACCGACCAGCCAGGAUCUACCGACAUACCAGAACACGACCUACUUUGAUGACAUCGUAUCGCGACAUCAAAGAGUAACCAGUGGGCAUAAAAUGGACAUGGCAAUCAAGAUGACCAUGGAAGACAAGUCCCAGACUAUCUGGCGCGAUGCUGCUGAUAAGACUGGGCCAACGAACAAUACCUCCCGUCUUACCGAAGCAUUGUUCGCGCAAGACAUAUGGACCAAAGAUCCCGUAAAGUCGGCUUCGCAUUUACUGAAUGAUAAGAGGGAAGCCAAGUCAGACAACGCCACGUUGGGCUACAACACACUCAACAAGGGAUACUCAUCACCUCCAAGCCUACCAAAGAGCCCGCCUCCUCUUUAUACAUCGGUAGGACAAUAUAGUCCUCCUUCGCAACCAUCGCAAGGAGAUACCAAGCAGUAUCUCAACGCCGAUAGUCUGCGGCGCGUAAAUUCACGGCUGUCAAUGGAGAAGGCGCAUGAUUACGUAUCUACAAUACCGUCAGGGCAAAAAGACACAUGGGCCUACGUACAUUCGGACAGGUACCAAGCCCUUGCUGAACUGGCUGGCGAUUACACCAUGAGUGGAACAAACUCGGACGGACCUGUAAAUCCUCAUGCGUUUCACCUCGGGAUAUCAGCUCCAGCGCCAGGAUCUGCCGUCGUCCAUGAUAAAAAGGUUGAGACGCUAUCAGAGUUAUUAGGGGAUAUAAGUCUUGCUGUCGAGCUUCCUGGAAGUGAGCCAGCUCAUGCACCAAGUCAUGUCGCGCGGUUGAGUCGAGAUUCAUCACAACUUCCUAGCCAGAGAUCGCAUAUGAGUCAGCAUGCCAACAAGUAUCAGCCAUUACUCUCGGAGCUACCAGCUACCCCAACACGCAGACCUAUGGUGUCGCAUACGGUCAGCGAGCCCACCAACUUCCCCGUUAUCAAUGAACUGUCAGUUCCGUCCUCAACAUAUGAGCUCGACUCUGGACAGUUCUAUACACACAUGCCUCGCACCCAGCUCCAAAUUCCUGCUCGCGCGACAUCAUCGCCCGCCGUCACCCAUGUCCAAAUCCAUCACCACGGCCACUCUACCUUAACAAGCUUCCUCCCCCCAAACAAACCAUUUGACGAUCAUUAUAGUCGCCAAUUACGCACCUUUUCAUCACACAAACAGAAAGAGAAGGAUAAAUUAUCAGUCAACAUGUCAAUGUUCUUCGGUCAAAAACCUCAAAUCUCUUCGGAGCAAAAGAUUGCGCAGGCGGAAGCUGAGAUUGACAUGGUGAGCGACAUGUACAGCCGCCUCGUCAAGUCUUGCACAGCCAAAUGCAUAGACACAAACUACCGGGAAGCCGAUCUCAACAAGGGCGAAUCCGUCUGCCUCGACCGCUGCGUAUCUAAGUUCUUCGAAGUCAAUGUCAAGGUUAGCGAGAAGAUGCAGGGAGAGGCACAAGGAAAGCAGGGUGGAGGUGGCGGCAUGUUCGGUGGUGGAAUGUAA